CUUCUUUUAAUUAAUUUAUUUUCCUCUUCUAUGUAUCUCUCUCGUGAAUAAGAAGCGCCACAAGCACAAGGAGCGUUCUGUUUUAUUUUCUCUUCUACGACUUUACAUAAAAAAUAUACUAUUCCUCACAUUAUUCUACCUUACUUUUCCUUUUUACUUCUGUUCAUAUAAUUCGAGCGUACUGUUUUUCUCUACUCAUUAUUCAUAUAACGUCAAAGAAAGUUCAAUUCAAAAGAAGAAAAAAGCUAUGGAAUGUGAAAGUGAUAAUCAAGAACGGUUCUGUGCGACUCCUAAGCUUCCUCUCUUCUCGAUUCCGUUAAGCAGAACAUCUUGCGAGACUCCUGGCCUAGCUACGCCGCCUGUAAACAUCGCCGGAUCAGUCCCGUUUAUAUGGGAGGAAGCUCCGGGAAAGCCACGCGUUUUCGAUGAGAACAAACCGCCGGCGUCAAAGCAGAACACCGUACGGUGCCUUGAGCUUCCCCCGAGACUGGUUUUGCAAGCCGCCGUGAAUGAGCCAUCUCCCACCACAGUUCUUGAUGGUCCUUACGCUGUACCACGCCGGUCUCUGUCGUUGACAAGGAGAAGCGAGAAAGACACUGAGUGUCGAUUUGACUUUUCACGUUCCACGAACGGUCGCUGCUGCGACGGAGGCGACACAACAGUGAAGAUCAGUAGAGUUAGAAGAAAAGGAAGUCUUCUGAAUCUUUCUCAUUCCAAAUCGCAGUUCUUGGCAAGGGUUUACAGAGGGUUUAAGCAAGUCAUUCCAUGGAGACGUAGGCAAGAUAAUCUUCCAAGGAUGAGUUCUUCCAACAUCUAAUAAGAAUUUCUCCAGUUUCUUUAUAAUUCUUCAGUUAAUAGACUAAUAUUCCUCUGUGUAUACCACAUAAUUUACAGACAUGAAAAAAGUAAUUACAGUUUUAACUUUCACUAAAUGUAGUAAUUAAUAUAGUCAAAUUAUGACACAUGCUGGUGGGGGAGCUAAGACAAUGCCUCGGACGUUGAGAAACUCAAUAUGUUUUCUCUCUUUCGCACAUCAAACUUGUUCAUGUUUAUAAUAUCGUCUUCAUGUUUCCUUUUCACUAUACAUGUACAUAUUAACAGUUUUGUUUAUCUCUCUUCCGUGUCAAAGUAGUAUAUACUCUUUUCUUCUGUAGUUUUUGUCUAUAACUUUCAUUUUAGACUUGUAUCAUAUCAAUCAAUAUAUGAAGAACUGCAUCUCGUUUGGACUGGAAAACAUCGUUGAAAAUGAGGCUCAACAUAUCCCUGAAAGAAGAUUCAAGAUAGUGAGAAACGGACGACUCAUUAAAGCAUGUAUAGAAAGAAGCUAAUGCAAAACUAGGAGCUUAUUGUUUAAAAGCAAAAGUCUUACGACUAACACACACAGAGACAAGUGAAAAAGACAUUGCUAAUCAAUUGUUUCAAGUACUACAUUGGGGAAACACUCGAAACCUACACCUGUAAUAUUAAACAAAGCAAGAGACAGAACACGUCCAGCCACCAUCCCAGCAAGGUGCAAGCUAUCAUAGCCCCCGUAACAACAAGUAAUUAACAUAAAUUAACUAAUAUGUUUUUUUUUAAAUACACUUUAAAAAAAAACUAAAACUAUAAGAAUUUAAAUGACAUAUGACUUUAGUAAUUAAAACUUUUAGUGUAUUCGUGCCCAUUACAACCCAUGAUAAAUUAUUAAGCCCACGUUGAAUUAGGGUUAGACGUAUGUCGGCGUGUGUAUUAAGCUUAGACACAUAUGCAACAAGUCUUACGCGCUAUUAGCGGUUAUGUCUUUGGCUCUAAAAUCUACGAUUCUACUUCUCAUCUGAAGAUGUCAGAUGUCAGCCCUGAAGUAGUCGCUGAAUUAGUUGCUGAAGCCAAAGUCGUCUAAUAGCACGCGUAAAUGGAGUGGUCGAACAAAGCCUAAGAAUUUUUAAAAUACAUAGAUAAAUUAUGGUAAUUUUUUACAAUUUUUUUUAGAUAUAAUGCUAAAUUUAGAACUUAUAAUUAAAAAAAAUAGACAAAGUUAUUAAAAUUUAAAAUUACUUGAUAAAAUGUACGAUUAAUAAUUUUUGCGAACAGGGGCCCUGGCUGAAGCAGACGUCAUGUUGAAUGAUGAAGACCAUGUGGAGUCAAGGUGUUGAGCUGGAAUCAUGUAGACUUGCAGAGCAAGAAAGUAUCUUGGAGAAAAGGCAAGAGGAAUAAACUUGGGUAGCAAAUUUAUAACCUAAAAAAAGUGAAAUAAGUGCAAUUCCAAAAGAAAAGGAAAGUUGCACUUAUUGUUUUGGAAGAUGUCCAUAUUCUUGAUGCCUUGGAGAAAAAGCAUUGCAGAACGUGGAGUUAAUGAUAAAAUAGCUCCGAGGAUCGUUGGAAAAGACAGAGACUAAUUUUAUAGAGAGAAAAAAACUCUUGAGUGUGGUCUUGGUCGUGCUGAAGCAGUUGCUGAAGUACUGACGGAAGAGAGACAUAAGCUUUGUAGCUUAGGAAUCAUUCAGUAGCGUGUGUUAGAGUGUUAACACUAGACGUGUAAAAGCUGAAUUAAACAGAUCUUGUAAUAAAUUGUUUAAAAUAGAUUCUAAUAAAGCAUAAGUGUUUGCUUGUAGUGUUUGUCUGUCGGUUUACUUUAUGCAGUACUACUGUGGUGUAUCAUUUACAUCAACAUCAUCCUCGACGACUGUAAAAUGAAUCAUUGUCAACGCUGGGUAACUCUGGAGGGACGUACAUACUUUCUUGCUAGAGUGAUAACUAAUAAGUGUGCGCCCUUAAUUAACUGAUUAGAGCUUUGCAGUUUCUUCUGGUAUACUGUCUCAAACACAUGGAGCACAAAUUGAAAUCAAGCCAUCUUAACUUCGUCUGGUAAAGGCUCAUAUGAGUUUUAAGGUUGAAGAAUUCUAUAACCAAUAAAAAAAGUUAAUUGGUAGUAGACAUUUCUGUGGAAAUGUCUCCUUUUUGUUUACAUAUAAACUUAUAUAAGCAUCAAUAUUUUACUGCGGAUCCGAAAUCCUAACCCGAACUGAAAAACUUAGACCAAAAACUGAACUAGACCCGAACGAAUAUUAAGUCAGAAGAGAUUGGAUACUUGGACCGAACAAGUAAUAUCGAAUCCGAAGGAAUAUUCGAACAUAACCAAACAUGUAUAUAUAUCAAGCAAAGUGAGAGCAACUCCAUUGUAACCCAACUAUCUAAAUUAAAUAGACCGUGUUUUUUUACAUUAAAAUCACUGUAUUUAAAAUUAAUAUAAGAUGCAAAUUAUUUUUAUCUUUCAAAUACAUAUUACAAUUACUACUGAAAUAUGCCAUGUGAGUUGGUAUUCUUGCCGUUGGCACAAAGAAUAUGCAUGAAAAAAAUCAUAUCUAUGAGACUUUAGUUUUAUUCGGUUUGAACAUUUAUCAUUUCACUUGUUUUGAGUACUGAAUUUCAUAUAUACAUCGUUUUAAAGGUAUAAUCGGGUUCAAACACCAACGAAUAGAAAAAAAAAGAAUUUUUCUUGAGUUUUAUUGUGUAAAAGGAGAGAGACGGUCGUUUGGUUCGGUAGAAAAAUCCACAUCGCAUGACUUGUUGACGGGAAAAAUAAUCAUUUAAUUCCUGAAGUAUUUGAAAUUAACACUUUUAUUCCUCAACUAUCUACUAUGCAAUUUGAAUGCUCAAAUGUUUGUUGACUUGGCAACAUUACACAUAAGAAAAGUCCACGUUAAAAACAAAACGGCAAACGUUAAUUUUAAAAUUGAUCUCUAUUAUUUUUUUUCUUGUCACCUUCUUCCCCAGAUAAAAUCUUCAACUCUAAGGCUCCGAAUGGUAACUGAAGUUUGAGCGUUGCAGGACAAGCGGUUUAACUGCGAUGCGGUUUUAACAGUUAUAAAAACGUAUAGAUAUAUAGUAUAUGUAGAGAUUUUUGUUACUGUCAACUGCGGUGCAGAACGGAGCGGUUCGUAACAUUGGAAGCCUAAAUCUUCUACAAAUCAAAAGCCAAACCCUUUGAUUCAUUUUCCCCUAAAUCAAACACGUACAUAACCUUGAAUCUAUUUUGACAAAGUUGUACCCGCUUGUUUUCUGAUUUCAAAUUUUUCUUAACCAAAGUUUUCAAAUAUCAUAUGAAUAUGAAUUUUAAUAAACAGAUUGAAAAUUUUGUUUCUCGGAUGUCUUGGAAAACAGAGUGCCAAAUUAGAAAUCUUAAGAAACAAAACAAACAAAUCGUUAAGAAGACAAAUGAAACCUAUAUGCUUUGGGAAAAAUCCCAGAUUGUCAAUCAAAACUAAUCAACUAAUCUAUCUUCUUUCUCAAGGUUAUGUGUUACCAACAUUUUUCUCAAUUAUUUGUGUUCAAGUACCAAGCUCAAGAGGUAUAUUGUCUCUGCAACUUUUUAUUCUUGUUGUUCCUCUUAUUUUACAUCAGAAUCAUCUCUACCAAAAAAGCAACCAUAGAACAUCCCACUUAGCUUUGUUUAUCAUCACUUCCUUCGCUUGUUUCAUUUUCUCAGUUCAGAUUGGUGUUCCUUCAGUUUCCGUUGUCGAAACUUUCGACUUUGAACUACAGACCGUAAUAGUGUGGAAAUGAUUUAGGAUUCUGAGCUUCUUAUUUGGAGUAAAUCUAUUUAAACAUUGAGGUUUUGAUUUGGUGAAGAAAAUUGGAAGAAGAUAAAAAGAAAUUAUAGAAAAUUAAUUCUAACGUCUACCUUUAUGUUUUUAACGUGGACUUUUCUUAGGUUUAAUGUUGCCAAGUCAACAAUCACUUGAGGAGUUAAGACCAUCCGCAACGCGGAAACGUAAAUGGAACUUAGCGCGGAAUCCUAGGUAAAUUCGAGUAUAAUAAUAGUUUUAUUUUUUCUUUAGCUAAGAAAGGGUCCUUAAACAAGGUGUUUAAGGGCAACAUUAUUGGGAGUCUCUUAAGGCAUCCCUUAGGAGAAGAGGGUGGGAACCGAGGAAAAAAGAGAAGGGAAAAGCCCUUAAUUAAGGGCUGUCCCUUACUCUCAAAUGACCAAAAAAAAAAAAACAAGGGACUCUCUUCCUCUCUCUUUCUCUUCAUCCCACCAAUAAUGUUGCUCUAAGGACUUAAUCCUUACGUGCUUGGCAACAGCUGAUAGACGAGGGGUGGUGACUUUUGCUUGUGGGGAAAAAAAUCAUUUCUUUCUGUAUCCCGAAAAAAAAUAGCUCUGGCGAUAUCAAAGGCGAUUCGACGAUGGGAGAAGAUUCAAACAACAUUCCUCGUCGUCUAGCUUCCGAGGACAAGAAUCCGGUGAGUGAGAGAGAUAGAGUCGGCGACCUUUGAUCCACUCGUAAUCUCUUCCCAUCAUCAUUUUACGUAUCGAAUUUAUCAACUUGUUCUGUUGUGUAAGAAGAGUUUCUCAAAGAGGUUACGUUAUAAGAAGAAUCAAUGAUUGGGUUGUUUAAAGUAAAGGAGAAGCAAAGAGAACAAGCUCAGAACGCUAGCAGAGGAGGAGGAGGAGGGGCUUCCGUUAAGAAGCAUUGAAGCAAUCUGCUGGUGAACUUCAUCUUCACAAAGGUCUUCUUUAUAUUCCCUUUUUAUCUUUCUUUCCUUCUUUCUUAUGCUCCCCAAUGGCAAAGAUGAUUUGAUGAACUUUGAAGUCUCCAUUAAACCUGAUGAUGGUUACUACCAUAAUGGUACGUUUGCUUUCACGUUCCAUGUUUCUCAUGUGUAUCCUCAUGAAGCUCCUAAAGCUAAAUGCAAAACCAAGGUUUAUCAUCCAAAUAUUGAUUUGGAAGGAACGUUUGCCUCAACAUCUUGCGUGAAGACUGGAAACCUGUUCUUAACAUUAACACUGUUAUCUAUGGACUCUUCCAUCUCUUCACGGAACCAAACUCUGAAGAUCCCCUGAACCAUGAAGCAGCACAGGUUUUAAGGGAUAACCCAAAGCUGAAACCACUUUAUCCUCCAUUGUAUUUCUCUUAUUCUCAAAGGACCCUUGUUUGUUUGUUCUUGCUUUUGUAAAAUUACAUUCUCCCUUUCCCUUAGAGACUGAAAGGAAAUGAAAACUCAAUAAAUAAAAAAUUUAAAUUUAAA
Brassica rapa (field mustard) is the source of this 6006-nucleotide messenger RNA. RefSeq lists its product as uncharacterized. The record is from RefSeq and is a predicted model, not a curated record. NCBI's taxonomy places the organism in Eukaryota, Viridiplantae, Streptophyta, Magnoliopsida, Brassicales, Brassicaceae.